AUGUUUUUUAUGCCAUUCCAGUCGACAACUCCUCCUUGGAUAGAUGUUGUACCGCAAUAUAAACAAGAAGCACCAAAAACACCGCCUCAUAUAAUUCUGCACUACGUGGCCUUCAAAACAGCCUGGGAUUGGUUGAUACUCAUUUUGACGGGUUAUACUGCAGUUAUGGUGCCUCUAAAUGCAGCCUUCCGCAGCAAGACAAUGGAAGAUGUUAUUUUUCUUGUAAUUGACAGUAUUGUAGACGUAAUAUUCUUUAUUGAUAUUGUGCUCAAUUUUCAUACAACUUUUGUCGGACCGAAAGGUGAAGUGAUCAGUGAUGCCACUAUAAUACGGAUAAACUAUCUCAAAGGAUGGUUUAUUGUAGAUCUUUUAUCCUGCCUUCCAUACGACGUAUUCAAUGCCUUCCAACCAGAAACUAAUCAGGUGUGUUAUUUUGUUUAG
This is a messenger RNA of Protopolystoma xenopodis, 441 nucleotides long. NCBI's taxonomy places the organism in Eukaryota, Metazoa, Platyhelminthes, Monogenea, Polystomatidea, Polystomatidae. The record is from the annotation of a GenBank genome assembly.